AUUGGUGUUUAAAGUAAAAAAAAUACAUCCUGCAAAAAGUAAAACUGUACUAAUUUGUAAUUAAAUUUUUAAAAUAUUGUGUGAAAUAUGUGAGUGAUGUAAAAAUAUAACUAACGUGUUAAUUUUCGUGUAAAACUUCUAAAAGCGUUGUUUGAUCUGGUGUAAAAUUAAAAGAAAAGCAUGAAAUUGUCUGAUACUAGUGAACUGCUGCUGUUCGAAGCAUUGAAAAAGUCAAUGUUGGAUAUCAAUUAUGGUGAUUAAUGACCCAGGUUAUAUUUAAACAAAGGAUUGCAAUAAUCUAACUAGUGGUAAACUAUGAAAAGCAAGAACAAGCUAUCGAAUUCGCCAGGAGUAGCGGCCACAGAAGUGACUGGCACAAAUGUUGCUUUAUGUUCCAGCCUCAAAUCUGCUUCGAAUGGAACCAACCCUUUACUGGCUACUGGCAGCGGGGACACGCUUUCCCUCCAAGCUGCACAACCAACUAAGCCUCACAUUUCACUGGACAAAUAUGACGAGUUCCAGUUUAAAGUGCCUCCGGAAGCACCGGUGUUCGAGCCUUCAGAAGAAGAUUUUAAAAAUCCUUUGAUUUAUAUCAACAAAAUAAGGCCGAUUGCUGAAAAAUAUGGCAUUUGUAAAAUAAGACCUCCAGCGAGCUGGCAACCACCAUUUACUGUAGAUGUUGAAAAGCUGACGUUUGUUCCUCGUGUCCAACGUUUGAAUGAACUGGAAGCUGAGACACGUAUUAAACUGAAUUUUCUUGAUCAGAUUGCAAAGUUUUGGGAGUUACAAGGUUCCUCAUUGAAAAUUCCAAUGGUUGAACGUAAGCCAUUGGACCUCUAUACAUUGCAUAAAGUAAUAAACGACGAAGGUGGCAUUGAAAUCGUUACGAAGGAACGCAAAUGGUCGAGAGUAGCUUGUCGUAUGGGAUAUCAACAAGGACGAAAUGUAGGGACGAAUUUAAAGGCACAUUACGAACGUAUUCUAUAUCCUUUCGAUAUUUAUCGCUCCGGUAAGAUUAUUGAUUUAGCGAAUUUAGAAACAGAGCAGGAAGAUUGUGAGUACAAACCUCAUGCAAUCGAAGCUCGACAACAGGUGCAACCACCCCCCGCGACUACAGCUAGGCGAUCUCAACGUUUUGCACAAAUGAAUAAAUCAGCCAGUAUUGGAUCAGAACACGACAUUUCUCGGUUUUCACCAAAUAAAUAUCGUCUCAAAAAUCUUUUCAAUAGCAGUACAAACGGAUCUGCAAAAAGCGCUAAAUCAGACGCACCCUAUACAGCUAAUCCACACGACCCUAUGGCAAAGUAUAUAUGUCACAUGUGCAACCGUGGGGACGUCGAAGAAUCUAUGCUGCUGUGUGAUGGCUGCGAUGCUUCGUAUCAUACAUUUUGUUUACUGCCACCGUUGCAAGAGAUUCCGAAAGGUGACUGGCGCUGUCCAAAAUGUAUCGUUGAGGAGAAUUCCAAGCCUGUUGAAGCCUUUGGUUUCGAGCAAGCGCAACGCGAAUACACUCUCCAACAGUUUGGCGAAAUGGCCGAUCAAUUCAAAUCGAACUAUUUUAAUAUGCCUGUCCACCUAGUUCCCAGUGAACUUGUGGAAAAGGAAUUUUGGCGGAUCGUAUCAUCUAUUGAUGAAGAUGUCACUGUAGAGUAUGGAGCAGACUUACAUACAAUGGAUCAUGGAAGUGGCUUUCCAACAAAAUCGUCGCUUUAUUUGUUGCCAGAAGACCAGGAAUAUGCAGAAUCUAGCUGGAAUCUAAAUAACUUACCAGUGUUGGACGAAUCUAUUCUGGGUCAUAUAAAUGCAGACAUUAGCGGUAUGAAAGUUCCGUGGAUGUAUGUCGGAAUGUGUUUUGCAACGUUUUGUUGGCAUAAUGAGGAUCAUUGGAGUUAUUCAAUUAAUUAUUUGCACUGGGGUGAACCAAAAACCUGGUAUGGUGUCCCAGGAAGCCGCGCGGAAGAUUUUGAAGCGGCAAUGAAAUCAGCUGCCCCAGAACUGUUUCAAUCUCAGCCAGAUUUACUUCAUCAGCUUGUGACGAUUAUGAACCCAAAUAUUCUUAUGAAUGCUACAGUCCCGGUAUAUAGAACAGAUCAGCAUGCCGGAGAAUUUGUGGUCACGUUCCCACGUGCUUAUCAUGCUGGUUUCAAUCAAGGAUAUAAUUUUGCAGAAGCUGUAAACUUUGCUCCUGCCGAUUGGAUGAAAAUGGGUCGGGAAUGUGUCAAUCAUUAUUCGAAGUUGAGGCGAUACUGUGUUUUCUCACAUGAUGAACUGGUGUGCAAAAUGGCCCUUGAGCCAGAUCGAUUAAAUCUUGGAAUAGCAACUGCUUGCUAUAUAGACAUGGCAGAAAUGGUAGAUACAGAAAAAAAACUGAGAAAAAAUCUUCUCGAAUGGGGCGUUACAAAUGCUGAACGCGAGGCUUUCGAACUUCUCUCGGAUGAUGCACGACAGUGUGAAAUAUGCAAAACGACAUGUUUUCUCUCUGCGGUCACUUGUAAAUGUACCGCAAAUCUAGCUUGCCUACGUCAUUUUGCCGAAUUAUGCGAAUGCCCUUCAGAGAAUCAUACACUUAAGUAUCGUUAUACACUCGAUGAAUUACCUUUGAUGGUCCAAAAAUUGAAAGUUAAGGCUGAAUCGUUUGAAAAAUGGCUCUUCAAAGUACGUGACGUGCUGGACCCUGCAAUAGAUACUAAUAUUACUCUUGAUGAACUUCAAGAAAUUGCUCAAGAGGCAGAAACGCAAAAAUUUCCAAACAGUGUCAUCCUAGAGCGUUUGAAUUUUUCUAUUCUAGAAGCGCAGAAAUGCAUUACCGUUAUUCAGCAGCUUGACAUAAACAAAAUUCGUACAAGAACACGAAAUACGGCCGAAUGUGCCAAGUAUAAACUUACGCUGGAAGAGCUGGACAUGUUUGUAAACGAAAUCAAUAACCUGCGCUGUAUCAUUCGCGAAGGUGAUAGUGUCCGUGAGCUGCAAAAAAUCGGUAAAGAAUGGGUUAAACAAGUAGAAGGUGCAUUAAAAACUCGCUUCAAGGAUACAAACAUUCAGCAAUUAACACAUUUGAUUGACGAAGGAAAUUCACUCUGCAUUGAACUACCACAAAUUGUACAUCUGAAGGAUCGACUAACACAGUAUAAGUGGUAUAAGCAAGUCCGUCUGUUCCGAGAGAAUACAAUAGAUAGUAUGCCAUUGGAAGAAGUCAAAAAGAUGUUAGAAGAGGGCAUGAAAAUUCUCCCGCAUACUGUUUUAGAGAAAGAACUGGCAGAACUGCAUGGAAUUAUGCUGCAGAUAAUGGAUUGGGAGCAAUCAGCCAGUCAGUGCUUUAAAACGGAAACGAAGCACAAAAUUAGUGAAAUCGAAAAUCUCCUGGAAAGAGCUCAUUUGAUUGAAGAUUUCUUACCAUCACAUAGCCAACUAAGAGAUGCAUUACAAAAGUCGAAAGAAUGGCUCCACGCAAUUGAAUCGUUAGAACGUACCGAGAAUUAUAAUUUUUUUCACACUCUACAAAAUAUAGCGAAUCGAGCUAAAUUGUUGCCGAUGGAAAACGAACGACAGAGACUUUUUAAAAGCAUGGGAGCUGAUAAAGAUGGCAAAUUGUCGUUGCAAUCUUUCGGGAGUGUCGAUGCAGCAGCUAAUAGUGGAUUAAAAAGAAGAUGCAAGAGUAACGUGGAUGAAGUGAUUAAAAAGAUCAAAGAUGACCCGUGUAUCACUGAACUAGAUGAGCAGCUUUUGAAAACACAGAUUCUCUGUUGGAAUGACAAAAAUAAAGUUAACGCGUUGAGUCUAUCCGGCUGGUAUACUAGCGUUGAAGAAAAAUUCGGUGAUAGUAAAAUUGUUUACCAUUGUGGUAAAUGUUCAGAGAUUGCAAAGCGAAAAGCAAUUAAGCAAUAUCAAGAGGAUAAAAAGGAAUCGUCGGAAGAGUCAUUUAAGCCGAAUUUUGACCUCAAAAUGAAUGCCAACCAGUUAGAACUACAAGCACAAGACACACGGGAAACUUUCGAUGAUUUCGAAGACGAAGACAAUGAAGGAGAUGAUCAAAUGAGCGAUACAGAGAAUCAAAGCGACGGAGAUAGCGAAAACAGUCAUGCAGAAGACGAAGAAGGGUUAGGUGAUGGUUUCAUUGGAGAUAGUGAAGAAAGUAAUCCAAGCAUUGAUUGUAUGAGCAAAUGUAAUAUGGGAGAAAUGGAGAUGAAUCACCAAACUGUUCUGCCUCAGUUUGACGAUACUGGUUCUUCUGUCACGAAAACUAGUCAGCAAGGUAAAAAUUUUAAACAAAAGUUGACUAUCGGUAAAGGUGAUAAUUCCCCAGCGGUAGCAGUGUCUACCGCAUUAGAUUCGCGAGGUAUAAUAUUUUAGACGGAACAAUACAGACUCUCCAUAAAUUGAAUAGUACCUUUCUUAUCACAUCCUGUGUAUGCGAGCUCUUGCUUCUUCCACUUAGGAUAUUAGCCAAACGUGUCUGUGAAUUCUGUCUGAUUUCUCACGCUGUUUGCAAAUGGUUUAAUCCGCUCCUAUCGUUUUCAGAUACCUAUGAAUGCUGCUUAUGAAAUAAAAUAGAAUUAGAUGUCUAUACUAUUAUUAUCUAUAAGUUCAAAUGUCAGGUAGAAAAGUUAAAUACAAUAUUGAA
This is a messenger RNA of Sabethes cyaneus, 4621 nucleotides long. RefSeq names its product lysine-specific demethylase lid (gene Kdm5). Gene Ontology annotation, cellular component: nucleus. The record is from RefSeq and is a predicted model, not a curated record. Gene Ontology annotation, biological process: chromatin remodeling. The transcript has 4 exons. NCBI's taxonomy places the organism in Eukaryota, Metazoa, Arthropoda, Insecta, Diptera, Culicidae. Gene Ontology annotation, molecular function: DNA binding; histone demethylase activity. The coding region runs from base 316 to 4350 and encodes 1344 amino acids.